Messenger RNA from Dendroctonus ponderosae (mountain pine beetle), 1921 nucleotides. RefSeq names its product endochitinase A-like. Lineage: Eukaryota; Metazoa; Arthropoda; Insecta; Coleoptera; Curculionidae. The annotation marks the transcript as partial. The transcript is spliced from 7 exons. The record is from RefSeq and is a predicted model, not a curated record.
AUGAUUCAGGGGCAACCAGGACUACGAAAGUGAGUGAAACAACAUCCAGAAGAUCGCAAUCGCCAAAGAAAUCACCUCAGCGAGUUGCAUCUCCUGAAAGAAUCCAAGUGAAGAGAUUCAGAUCAAGAUCCCCCGAUAAAAUUCCCGACAUCAUCGAACCCCAGCCGGAAAUUGUUAGCAGUAAAUCCCGAAGUCGAGAACCAACUCCCGAUGGCGAUUUACCACAUUACAUGAAACCGUUAGAUAGAAGCCUAAGACCGAACAGUCCUCAUCGAGAUGGUUCUAGUCCAACUAAACCUCAACCUGUAGAACAGGAUGCUAGAUCAACUCGGUUUGGGGUUACAUUGAGAAGAACUGAUUCGGGCCGGACCAUAAAGACAACAGAGAAUUCUGCUAUAACCGAAAGAAGGAAAAGCAGUAUUAUCUUGGAGAAGCGGAUCACUGAGGAGGAAAUUGAGGAGAUUUUUGAAUUGGAAGUUUUGGAGGAAUUGCUUGAAAAAAUAACUGGCUACGAACUGAGAAGGAAGAUUCGCACCCAAAUUCGCCUAGUAAAAAAGCUGAUAACAGAAGGUACCCUAGAAGAGUACAUUACGAAAAGAAAAUCAGUAUCACGUGAGGCCAUUACUCGAAGAGGUUCCAGCCCAUCUAAAGCUCCGAAACCCGAAACUACAACCAGCUCUACUGAAUAUCAGUCGACCUAUACAAGGAAAGUUAGUCCAGAGCGUAAAGUCGUCGACUCCAAUAAGCUAUACAAGCAUUCCGGACUCGUCGACAGGCGAAGAAGUAGCUUGGAAACGACUACCGAAUAUCAGUCAUCCUACUCGCAUGAUGAACGCAGAUCUUCCACUGAAAUUACAUCAGUGUCGAGAAAAAGCUCGAGUCCUCAAAGAACUAGUUCCAAAACCACCGAGUUUCUCCCUUCGGAUAAAGUGACUACGACUACAACCACAGAAAACAUCCCCGGAGGAACCCGAUCGACCACAACCAAAACCACAGAAAGAACGUUUACCACUUUGAAAAAAACAGUGCCCCCUGCAAAAGCACCGAUGUCCGCUUCACAGCCAGAAUGGGUGAGGCAGCGAAAUUUGAAAAACACCAGAGAAACUGCCGCUACCACUGUUAAAAAGAGCACAAACACUUCUACCAGCACAUCCAAGAAGUUUACUUCCAGAAUCAGCCCGGCAAAGGAAAUUAAGGGCACGGAUAUUAUCACGUCCAGUUAUGGCGUAGGACCAACAGACGAAAAUGGUACACCUUUAUUUGGACUGAAGGCUCUGAGGGCACAGAAUAAAAAUGAAAAAACAAAAGUUCAAGGAACAGUGAUUCGAAGUGAAUAUUACUCGGAAAACGAUCAAGAGCCGGUGGGCCAAGUGAGCGUUACGAAAUAUUCGACCGAUCCGAGAGACUUGGAACAAGACGGAAUUAUUGCCGUUGAUGGAAAAGUGUCCAGCGUUACCACCACCCAGAAAUUUGGAUAUAAAGAUACACCGUCUUUGAAAAGUCUCACCGACAAGAAAAAGGAAAUAUGCGACACCACCGAAACAUCGACAACUAAAACCACUAAAGUUAAUCGCAGAGGUUCAGUCAAAGAAAUCUCAAAGAAAUUCAUUGAUAAUGCAGUUGAAACUUUGAAGAGUGAACGGCAAACAACCUAUCCAAAGGCAGGUUUGAUCUUGCGAAGUUCCAGCUUCAAAAGUACGAACGGCGAAGGUGAAUUGGAUAGCAGAGAAUCAUCUCCAGCUGAAGACAGACAAACAACAAGCAGUGUUGUAACAAUGUCUACCAUGCAGACUUCCACCACUGGCGAGACGUUUUUGACUAACAAAAACAAGAUUUCUGGAGUGCGGGAUGUAUUAACAAGAAUGAAAAAUGAAAAUUACGUGGAGGGAGACACUGACGAAGAUAUUGCAGCCAGAGGACU